UCACAAACUACAAAAACAACAAAGGUAACCUACAUAUACAUAUAUAUAUUAAGAGUAGCACAAGAAUAAUAUUGAUCAUUAUCAUGUCCGAUCAUUAUUAUCAUCAUAAUAACUCGAGUAGUACUAGUAGUUCUUCCUCUUCAACGCUAAAGCUAUUUGGUUUUCCCAUAACAGAAAAUGGAGAAGUGUUAUCAUGCACAUCAGAUAAUAAAAAAGAAGAUUAUCAUACCUCAUCACCAUCAAUGUGGGACGACAACAGAAAAUUCAAGUGCCAAUUCUGCCGUCGAGUUUUCGCCAACUCUCAAGCUCUAGGAGGCCAUCAAAACGCUCACAAGCGAGAACGUCAAAGGGUCAGUGCCCAAUAUCAGGGCCGGGGCCCACUUCUCGGCAAUGCGGGCCCAAUCAGCCCAGUACUAAGCCCACAUUCAAUAAGAUCAUUAUCAUCAUCAGCACUUUAUCCACCUGGAAGAUUCACAGGCUUUAAUAAUGAUAAUACUAGUACAGCUACUAUUCCUACUUGUUGCACCACCAUUAGCAGGUUUGAUCAUCACCGGUCACAACCGUCGCAGCAUGCGGUGGCGCCGCCUUCGUAUUCCCAUCAUCAUCGGCUUCCUGAUAAUACGCAGUACUGUUUGAUGUCGUUGAGGCCUAGAGAACAGUCGUUUUCAACCAGUAGUAAUACUGCUAGUGCUACUACUAGUACGCCCAAUCCAGAAGUUGGUCAUGUUGAUCUUCACCUUAAACUUUCUCUUUCCAGUUAAUUAAUUAAAUGAGAAUAAUUACAUUAAAAAAAACAAUUAAUAAUUUAAUUAUGCUCCAUUAAUUAAAUAAUAUUUUGUAAUUUUUUUAUCAUCACUUGGGAUUCCACCCUAUUCGUGCAUAAAUUAUGUCGAAAACUUUAGAAUUUCCACGUCGUAUUUUUCUUAAUUUUUUUCUUUCUUUUGUAUUAAUUAUUUGGAUCUGUCAUUUUUAUAGAUUCGAUUUGAUAAUUUAUUAGAGCA
Molecule: messenger RNA, 1001 nt
Organism: Cannabis sativa
Lineage: Eukaryota; Viridiplantae; Streptophyta; Magnoliopsida; Rosales; Cannabaceae
Product: zinc finger protein 3-like
Exons: 1
Coding region: 84-761 (225 amino acids)
Biological process (GO): cytokinin-activated signaling pathway; trichome differentiation; trichome morphogenesis
Cellular component (GO): nucleus
Molecular function (GO): transcription cis-regulatory region binding; DNA-binding transcription factor activity
Source: RefSeq, a predicted model, not a curated record